AGGGGAACGUAAGCAAAACAUACGUUAGAUUAACAUAUUUAAAAUUUAUGGGAACGUUAGUGGAACAUAUUUAAAAGUCGUGGGAACGUUAGGGUUAACGUUAUUUCUGUAAAGAAAACUUUCACGCAAAAUCCUAACGGACCCAGUCUCUUAUCUAAAGCCAGAGGUAGACAGAAAUGUUCCCACAAUCCUCUUUUCUACGCUGAUGGCUCUAUACUGAAUCCCAAAUGACUUUUCUCCCUAAGUAAGCGCACUGUGUAGAGUAUGAAGUUAUUUCUUUUUUACACCCUACCUAGGGCACCUCGACAUUCAAUAGACAGCCGUUUGGGAUGCAGCCUUAGAGAUUGCCGAGUCUCGCUACCUAGCAUCAUGAAGGCGGCUUGGGGAGCCCCGUUUAACGACCUGCGAUAUUUUUAUUGUGUUCAAUAAGAACACAAAUUUCACAGCAGUUUAUGAAACUGGACGCGGUGCUUAACUAAACAUUUCGCCCUGCAGAAUGUCCAAGAUCAGGCGGAAGGUGACAGUGGAAAACUCGAAGACCAUAUCAGAGAGCAGCAGCAGUACGACCACUCCAUCCCGCAGGCCCAGCGUCUUCGAGAGACUCGGACCCAGCACGGGCAGUAAUGCCACAGAGACCCAGUGUAGAAAUUGGUUGAAGACAGGAAAUUGCAGUUACGGCAACACUUGUCGCUACACGCAUGGAACUCCGGCAAGAGGCAAGAAUUUUUCUGGCGCAUUCAGCAGGUCAUCCGAGAGGCCCACUGGUGAUCUCCGGGAGAGGAUGAAAAAUAAGAGACAGGAUGUAGAUACAGACACUCAAAAAAGAGACCAAGACGAACCUACUUCACCCACAACUAGACAGAGAGAUUCAUCCCGAAGCAGACACAGAGAGAAAGAGGAUAUAAAGAUCACUAAAGAACGAACUCCAGCCAGCGAAGAGGAAGCAGCAGAGUGGGAAGCCAAUCGUGAAGACUCUGAUAACGGUGACUACGAUUACGAGUUAUCCCUGGAAAUGAAGAGGCAGAAGAUCCAGAAUGAGCUGAUGAAGCUCGAGCAGGAGAACAUGGACAAACGAGAAGAGCUCCUCAUUAAGAAAGAGGAAUCAGUGACCAAGACCAGGACCAGCAGCACUUCUAAAGAUAAGGGGUCUCCUGAACACUCUAGCUCCAAGAACUCACCCCUGUCCCGCAAGUCCAGUGGCUCCCCCAAACGAAAGCCCAGUGGUUCUCCUAAACGCAAGUCCAUCGGGAAGGGCAGCGGCUCCGGCAAGAAGGAGAAGAAAUCAUCCUCUUCAUCAGUCAUCUCCUCCCCGGUGAUGGAGCAGAGCAGAACGGAGGAGGCUGAGAGCAGAUCAUCCAAGAGUGGACACAACAAGAAGAAAGGGCCACGCACACCCAGCCCCCCUCCCCCUGUGCCCUUGGACCUGCCCGUAGGAGGCAAAAAGCACAAGGGAAAACACAAAAACAAGGAGAAGAGCGAAGACAAGCAGAAAGACGCCAAGGAGCGGGGCAGAGACAUCGAUAAGCACAAGGAGAAGAAAGAGAAGCGCAGGGACCGCUCCGACAGUUCCCACAAGGCUAAGCGAUCAGUAACGUCAGAGGAACGUUCUGGAAGCGUGUCAUCUCCUGGCCGAGAGGUGUCGCCCCAGACCAGAAGGAAGUCCUCGUCUCCCAAGCCUACCACCCAAAAACAAAGUUCACCGCAGAGGUCUCGUACCCCACCACGUCACCGCCGGAGCCUUUCUCCUACGCCCCGCCCUCACCACUCCCCCUCAUCUCACUCUGGGUCUUCCCACCAACGUCACUCCCCAUCUCCUCGCCGACGCCGUGGCUCCGCCUCCCCGUCCUACCAACGGGACCUGCUUCCCCCCUUGUCAUCCUCACCCACAGCUGCUCAGGCCUCACGUCGCUCACGUUCCCGUUCGCCCCCCACGCCGCAGAGGUCAAGCCCCGCUUCCCGCCACCACUCGCAGGGCCGGGAGCGGGAAAAAGAGAGAGGACGGGGGGAGAGGGAUAGAAGCCCCACCCACGACAGACGUCACGAACGCCGAGAUGAGAGCCGCGGAAAGCGCGAGAAAGAUGGCGGGCGGGACGAUCGCAGCUACGAGGCCGAUCAGAGCUCCUCGCGAGACGACCGUGAGACUCGAGAGAGCCGAGACCGACGCUUCGACCGAGACCGCCGAGACACGCGUGACGACCGACAACACCGCAGCGGCGAUGCCAAGGACGUGCGGGACACCAGAGACCGCUCCGGCCGGGAGUCGAUGGAACACAGAGAGAGAGACCGGGACAGAGAGCGGGACCGAGAGAGGGACAGGGAUAGGGAAAGGAAUGACGCUCACAGGAAAGACGACACAUCGGUGCAGGAAGAGAGAAGUUACGGAAGAGGACAUGGCAGAGAAGAGGGACGGAGCGAGAGCAGGGCAGAGAGUAGGAAUGAAUCACGCACAGAGAGGACGGGAAGAGGAAGGGGACGUGCAUCGGACAACUCUGAGAAAGGAUCAGCUCGUGGGUCUCGUGCGUCUACUUCGCAGGCAGACAGCGGGGGCCAUGAUGGAUGGGAGUCUCGUAGCGGUGGACUAAGUGAGAGGAGCUCUGAGAGAAACACGGAGAAGGGGACAGAACGUGAUCGCUAUGACGGCGACAGGCAGCGCGGGGAGCAGGCCCGAGAUUCGUCUUACGACCGCCGCGGUAGUCAGGCGGACAGAGAUCGCCGUGAGCACAGGGACAGAGCAGAUCAGAGAGCGCCCUCACCGGGACGUCACCAAGGCCGCGGCGAGGAAACCGAGCGCGAGGAGAGGAGAGACGAGAGGAGGAGCGACCGAGGCGAGGACAGACGAGAGGACAGGGGCCGUGAGCGAGACCGAGAAAGGGACCGGGAGAGAGAGAGGGAGCGGGAACGAGAGAAAGAGAGGGAGCGAGAGACUGAGAGGGAAAGGGCCAGGGAGAGAGAGCGGGAGCGAGAGGAAAGAGAGAGAGAGCGGGAACGGGAGAGGGAGGAACGCGAGAGGGAGCGAGAACGAGAGGAGAGGGAGAGGGAACGCGAGAGAGAAGAGCGGGAACGGGAGAGGAAAGAGAGGGAACGGGAGAGGGAGCUCCGAGAGAGGGAGCGGCAGAGAGAGUGGGAGGAGAGAGAGAAGGGCAGGGAGGACAGGCGGGAGAGGAGAGAGGAGAGAGGAGAUCCUCAUGAAGAGCGAAAGAACAGUGGGCGCAAGAGGCACCGUGUGGAGAACACCCCCAGCCCCAGGCCCUCUCCUAAAAAAGUGCGGGAAGGUAGCCCUGCAGACAGUGAUGGCUACAACAGUACAGAGGAAAAAGGUGAUAAACACAGACUCCUGAGUCAGGUCGUCCGUCCUCAGGAGCCAAGCCGCUCCCCUCCCCGCGUCGUAUCCGCCGACGACAAGCCCACACGCUGGAGGGACAACGAGCGUCGUGGUGACAAGAAGGACGGGCGUGGUCGGCAUGAAGAAGCAGAACCUCGUAGAGAGCGAAGUGCAGGUCGAGGGACGGAGCGCCGUGGGGAUCAUUCUUCUGAGAGUUCUCUGACUGUUCCAGCAUCUGAGUCUCGCAGGAUUAAAGAGCAAAGAGACGCCAUCGCACCACCCGUCCCCUCAGCCAGUGGCCCUGAGGUACGAGAUUCUGCGUCGGCCGGCCAUGAGGAAGGCAAGAAGAAAACCAAGUCUCAGAAAAAGAACCUGAAGAAAAACAGGAAAGAGGAUGAGAGCAUUAGUGCUGGUGGUGACCGUUUUAACCCCGAGCCCCUGCCACCGCCUUCCUCUUCCUCCUCCUCAGUACCCACUGAAGCGCCACGCCCACUCCUCUCAUCCCCUAAGGCGGUCAAGAAGAAAUCGCUGGAGCAGAGGCGGAAGCGCUCCCGGGGCGCCGAGUCUGACCCGUCUGAGGAUGAGCAACCAAUCAGCAAGAGACGUCGUGGCCCUCAGACACCUCCGCCAAUCAACAAAGAGGACUUGCCUUCCCAGCGAGCGCUGCUAUCUGGCCACGCUAUAGCAGCACCGCUCAAAAUAGACACUAACUUCAGUGACUGGUCUGAUGAGGAAGUCCCAGAACGCAGCGACGCUUUACCCGAGCGAGCACCAGAGCGGCUGCUGCCCCGUCGAAACCCACCUCUAGCCCCAUUGCUCCCUGACCCGCCCAUGGCGUUGCACGCACUCCCACUACAACCGCUGCAGCCGUUGCUGCCGCAGCACAUGUUGCGCAAACCGCAGCAGGCUGACCAAAGGCAGCAACGCAGUAGCAGCAUGGGUAGCAACCAGAGUUGGGCAGCUUCGCGCCGGCUCCGUUCACCUUCCAACGACUCCGCCCACCGCACAGACGACAGCCAGCCGGGGCCGCGUUCACGCAGGGCACAUGGACAGGGAGCCAAUUCCCGUGACCGUGACAGAGAGAGAGAAAGGGAACGAGAGAGGGAUAGGACGGCAGCUACCGAACCGAUUGGAGGAAGGGAGGAGAGGAAGUCGAGGAUUGACCAGUUGAGGAGAGGAGAGCCGAGUCGCAGUACUUCAUCAGACCGUCAGGACUCGCGUAGUCACAGUUCUCGGCGCAGCUCUCCAGAGUCAGAGCGGCAAGCUCGCUCUCGGGCCGGCUCGCAUGACAGCCGCGAGCGCGACCGGGACCGCGAGCGUGACCAAUUUGAGCGUGACAGGAAGGAAUACCGGCAACCGCAGAACCAGUCGCUAUUACAGCCACGUGACUGGGAGCCAGAACCGCGUGAGUGGGGUGUUCGAGGUCGUGAGCCCCUCCUUCUCCGCCCUAACCGGGAGCCAAUCAGAGAGCGGGACUUGCGCGAGAUGCGUGAGCGGGAGAGACUGCUGCCUGAGGGACCACUCUCACACGAGCGCCUUGACCGCGACAGGGAGAGAGACAGAGACAGGGGAGAGCGAGAGCGGGAGCGCAUGCUGCCCUUUGACCACCCACCAUCAGGGGAACCCAAGAGCCGAGCAGAGAUGCGGAUGGAGCGAGGAGACUAUGAGCCCCUGCUGCCUCGAGAAGCCCUCGUGGACAUGGACAAACCCAGUGCUACAGAAGAGCCACAUGUACCUGUGGAACCCUGUGAGACAGAGAAGAUAGACAGUCUUGACGUAGAGGAUGAAGGGAAGGGUGAGGACGUCCAGUCAGCAGUGUCCGGUGGGGAGGAAUACGAGCCUAUCAGCGAUGACGAGCUGGAUGAGAUAUUGGCUGACAGCCAGAAACGAGAUGAUCAGCAGGAUGAAGAGAAAAUUCCAGGGCCCCUGGACGUGAUUGACGUGGACUGGUCGAGCCUGAUGCCCAAGCAGAAACAGGAAACCCGAGCACCAGGGGCUGCAUUGCUUAGAUUCACCCCCGGAGCCAUGCUGCUGCGGGCGGGCGUCUCUCGCCGUCUAGCUGGUCCUCAGCUCCUCGCACGUGUUAAAGACGUCUGUGCUAAAGAGCUGGAGGAUGCUAAAGAUGCGGAGAAGCUGUUUGAGCACGACCUUGGUGCCCUGAACAUGGCCGCCCUCAACAGGAGGACCGAGAGAGCGAACCUGCUGAGAAACCUGGGGCCGUGUGGCAAGGCUCUGUGUGCACGUCGAGACAUCGCCAUCCGCAGGCAACUCCUCAAGAACGACAAGGGGACGACUAAGCAGAUCUACACCAGUGCUCCAGUGGUGGACCAAGAACUUCUGCAGCUCAGCAUACGUCUCUUCAAGAAGAAAAUGGCUGCCGGGCAGGAGAAAGCCGACCUGGCGCCUGUGGCUGGCACCCCAGCUGAGGUGUGCGUGUCUUAAAACACGCCAGUGAGUGAGGAGAGAAAAAAAAAGCAUGUGGGGAACUGAUGACCCGGACUCGGCCACCUUGUGCCGUGAAACACUGAAACUGUUUGUAAGUCGGUGUUAAUGGAGAAUCAGCGACGCAGGCUUGAGAGAUCAGCACCAUAGAGACUGGAGAAACGCUAGCCUAUGGAGAUACUGUAUAACUUACGAAAGCCAAUGAACUUAAUAUUCUAAGUGUGGCAGAGAACUGUUUAUGAGAACUGGCUCUCAUUCUGGUUAAUGUUUUAGAGAAACUGUUUUUUUUCUUUUUUUUUGUUUUUGUAAUGUCAAUUGUCAUUUAUACUGGAGUUGCUUUGUGUUUAUUUGAUGUACUACAUAUUAGAUCUGGUGCAUUAAAAUGCUCUUUGUCAUCUUUGA
Molecule: messenger RNA, 6166 nt
Organism: Ictalurus furcatus (blue catfish)
Lineage: Eukaryota; Metazoa; Chordata; Actinopteri; Siluriformes; Ictaluridae
Gene: zc3h13
Product: zinc finger CCCH-type containing 13
Exons: 21
Coding region: 497-5764 (1755 amino acids)
Cellular component (GO): RNA N6-methyladenosine methyltransferase complex
Molecular function (GO): metal ion binding
Source: RefSeq, a predicted model, not a curated record